This is a messenger RNA of Heterobilharzia americana, 2862 nucleotides long. The record is from the annotation of a GenBank genome assembly. Lineage: Eukaryota; Metazoa; Platyhelminthes; Trematoda; Strigeidida; Schistosomatidae.
AUGGUGCAGUUGUCUUCUUGGGUAGAUCUUUGGGAUCGACCUAGUGACCUAAUAAAAUAUCAUGAUAAUGGGAUAAAUCUUCAUGAAAGAUUGUAUAAAUUUCUGAUUGAAUUCGCCAAACUACAGAAUGAAGCAUUUAUUGCACAAAAACGAUUAUGUGAGAAACAUUUAAAUGAUGCACAAAAGUAUUUUGGUGUCUCCAAUAGUUAUGUUGCAUUUUUCAAUGAAUUUGUACAAAUUGUUCAGCAUAUUAUAGAUGCUGAAAAUUUAAUCUCAUGCUCUUUUGAAAUACACGCUAGUAGUGAAGGAAAAACAGUUAUUGAAGAUGAACGUAGACAGUUUAAACGAUGGAAAAGUGAAAGGUCGAAACUGUCUUCUGAAUUGAAAGCCCAAACACGUAUUAUUGAUGAUGAAAUAAAACGCUACCGUGAUAAAUAUCGUGAUAUGAUAAAGGCAAAAGAAGAUUAUGAACGUAUUAAUGCUGAUCAGAGUCAUUCGCAAUUCGAUGUAGAAAAGGCUUUAAGUUCUGCACGUUUAAAAGAAAUUGAUUUUGACCGAUCACGUAAUGAUUAUUCAGCUGCAUUAGAUCAAUUUAAUUUAUAUCGUAAAGAUUAUUAUUUACGUUGUCUACCAUUAUGGGCACAAGUUGGUAAAGGGUUAGAACAUGAACGAUAUACGCGUACACAAUCAUUAAUCAGUAUACUACACGAACGACUACGUGUAGCAAUUGAUCGUAUGACUACUGUAUGCGAAGAAUUUCAGUCAGUAUCUACUCAUCUGAACUCAGAUCAAGAUUCUGAAGAAAUUAUCAGUGCUCUGCGUAGUAACAAUCCACCUCCUGGUGAUAUUGCUUUUGUGGAUUUAUCUUCUACCUCACUGUCAUCUACACCGCAAACUGCACCAGUAAACAAUACAAAACAAGGUGUUGGUGGUGGUGGUUUAACUGAACCUAUUUACUCAACAGGUAGUGUAGUCCUACCGCCGAAUUUCCACUGUUCUGUUUGGGCAGCAGAUCAUGCAGCGAUGGAGACAAGCAGACAGUAUCAUCCUCAGGGAGAAGUAAUCUAUUCUGAAUCCGGUUCCAUACACUCUGCCUCGUAUGCAUCGACAACAGUGUCAACAAAUGGUCCAGUCAGUGGUAAUACUAGCCGGCGUCCUAGUGUAUGUGAUAGUCUGACUACUGCAAGUUUUCGUCAUCCUAGUCAACAAUUCUAUUCUUCUAAUGGUGCAGGAUUUCUUCGUAGGAUUUUUUCACGACGUAGUAGGAGUGUUGUAAAUUUAAAGACGAUUGCUGAUUUAUGUGAUCCAAAUCGAAUUAAACGUCAGGGAACAUUUCAUCAAACAACUGGCGUAUAUGAUGCCAUGAAUUCAGAAACUCAUGCUUCAAAGUUGAUGGGGGGUAGAUCAAGAGAUAAUAUUGUAAUUGAUGAUGCAAGCGACUUCUCUGAUUCAUGUUCUGAAUUAGAUAAUGAUGAAGGGAAAAACAAUCCACUUCAACGACAAAUAAAAAUUAAUUCAAUUCCUCCUAGUAAUGAUAAUGUUGCUUAUGCAAGUACCUCUGUUCUAAGUGGAUUACCUAAACCAGUUACAUCACAGUACCCCACUUCUCUGCCUGACAUGACAAAGAUGAUGACAAAUAACCCACCUAUAUCACAUCAUCAUCCUGGUUCAGAUUCACAGGCAGGAAAUUUAUCAUCAGGAAGAGAAAGAUCUUCCAUUCCCCUUCAUUACCUUGCUACAUUACGAAAAAAAUCAGCAACAAUCGAUGAUAAUGAUGAUGAUAGUGGUGCUGUUAAUCAUAAUGAUAGUUGUAAUAGACUGUCUAAACAAGAAAAGCCCUAUACUGCACCUUUAGCUGAACCAGAAACUGCGUCUAUUGUACCUCCAGCUAAAUCAGGAUUAUCGUCUCGACCAACGUCGUCCACAUCAUCAUCUUUAAACCAAAUGCCUGGAUCUUUGAAUGGUCAAAUGCCGACAUUAAAACAGAAUCUACUAACUGCCAAAUCUAUUAGUAAUAAUCCUGGAAAAAAUAACAAUAAUAGUAAAUAUCCUUCAGUAAAUGGUAAUGUCCAUUCUAAUUGCUUAGAUUCUAAUCGUGGUCAUCAGACAUUGAUAUAUUCACAAAUGGAAUCUUCAUACAACUAUUCAGGGGUAAAAAAAUCACAUCAAAGUCUGUAUGAUCAGAAUAAAAAUAUGUUGAAAAAUCAUGAACAGCAAAGACUUUGGCUUUCACAACAGCAAGAAGAAUCGUCACAGUUUCAUCAACAGAAACAGAGACACCAAAAUUCAUCACCUCAGGCACUGAACAACAGUGAGUCAAGUUCUACAAUAUCUGCUAGUAGUCAUAAUAAUCAGUAUAGGAAGUCAUCGACACAAGAGUCAUCACAAAUUGUUGCUAUCGGUGAUUGCAGCUCCUUAUACUCAUUUACAGGAGAUGGCUUCGAAUCUUGCUAUCUAGCAUUUGAAGUCGGUGAACAGUUUUACAUUUUGGCAAAUGAUCCCACUGAGGAUACUACUGACUGGCUUCAUGUCUGCCGUAUGCGAACCCUAGAAAUAGGUUAUGUUCCAACAGCUUAUGUUCAACAAAAUCUUUAUUCUCAACCAAUGAUCUUAUCGAAUUGUAAAAGUGUACAAAUUCAUGAUUCAGAUUCAUCAUCGACAACUAAAACAAGUAAUGUUACAUCUAAAAGACCAUCAACGAUAUCGCCUACACCAUCAACAAUGAAAAGUGGAGUGGGAAAGAGUUCAGAGAACAGUAUUACCAGUAACAAAAGUAUCAAUCCUAAUAUGAUGAAUAGAAAUUUUAGAGGUACUUCUCCGUAUGUUCGUUUAAGUGGAGUUUCACGAGAUACUGAUUUAUAA